This is a messenger RNA of Selaginella moellendorffii, 1462 nucleotides long. RefSeq names its product protein SRC2 homolog. NCBI's taxonomy places the organism in Eukaryota, Viridiplantae, Streptophyta, Lycopodiopsida, Selaginellales, Selaginellaceae. The record is from RefSeq and is a predicted model, not a curated record. The coding region runs from base 533 to 1333 and encodes 266 amino acids. The transcript is spliced from 11 exons.
GAACGAGGCCAAGGCACAACUCGCUUUGGUACAAGCCAAGACCACGGCAGAACUGUCCCAGGCUAAGCAAGCGUCCAUGGAAAAGGACUUGCGACUCAGCGCUGCGGAGCAUGCGCUGGCGAAUCUAAAACAGGUGAAGAUAGAGUGGUGGGGUGUAGCUUCCAAAGUCGAGCUCGCUGGAAGCUUCAAUGGCUGGCAGCACUUUUUCGUGCUGGAGCCCGAUCUUUCGUCCGAGAUCGUCAAACCAGACGGAUCAAGAGGUCCGUUGUUGUGGGAGACCGAGCUAUGGCUCUAUCCUGGCGUGUACGAGAUGAAGUUCGUCGUAGAUGGCGAAUGGCAAAUAGAUCAUAGGCGAGAAGUAUCGAUGAAAAGCAUGAACCAAAACAAUAUCCUCCGCGUGGAGCUGUGAAACAUAGAAUGGAAUGGAAUAUUCGCCGGCAUUGACGCAGUCCGGCGGCAUUCACAUAUAAUGGGAAAAAACUAGGGCGGCUGUGAUUCAAUCGAUCGAUCGAUCGAGGAAGCGCGAGAGGGAAUGGCGGCGGGCGUGCAAGGGCAGCUCCUCGAUAUCAAUGUUCUAGGAUGCAGGAAUUUGAGAGACAAGGAAUGGCUGUCGAGGCAGGAUCCAUACGUUGUGAUCACUUAUGCCAGUAGCAAAUUGAGGACAAAGACCGACACAGAUGGAGGAAGAAAUCCGUCCUUCAACCAGAAGUUUGUGCUGCCUCUCAUCGAGGGGCUCCGUGAGAUAAACGCGGAGGUGUGGAACAGCAACACGCUUACAUUCGAUGACUUCAUUGGCUCUGGAAGGAUACUGCUGGACAAAGCUCUCACCACGGGCUAUGAUGAUUCAACGUGGAACCUGACAUCAAAGAGUGGAAGAUAUGCCGGAGAACUGCGGGUCAUUCUACACUUUACGAAAACGCCAAAACCAGUAGCUCCGAUGGUCUCGUCUCCAUAUGCAGCGCAGCUAUACUCCACGGCUCCACAGCCUUAUCCGUACGCUGCUCCACCACCAACAGCGGCCCCAUAUCCAGCUCCUGCGGCUCCAUAUUCGUCGCAAUCAUACUACAAUCCACCACCACAGCAACAGCAUCAGCAACCACAUAGUGGAGCGUAUUCCAGCUAUGGACCUGGACCUUAUUCGCCACAAACAUAUCCAUCUCCAGCUCCCCAGGCCGGCUAUUCAGCAGCUUAUUCUCAUCCUCCACCACCAUCUCCGUAUACGCAUCAGCAGCCACCUCCUUAUGUUCCUACAGCUCCAGCUUCGUAUGGGCCUCCUCCAACUUCGUCUGGCUAUCCUCCAGUAUAUCAAGAGUAUCCAUACCGGCCGUAUUGAAGCGUUUUUCUUCUUUUUUUUUGCUAGUGAUCAGUCACCUGUACAUAAGAUUUUCUCGUAGCUUUAGAGCCAAGCGAUGUAUUCUGACAAGAAUCUAGAAUAAUGGAAGUGGGCUUACUUUUUACUGGA